CAGGAAGAAGCAGCCAUAGAUACGCAUGCGCAGUGCGUGUGUAGAGAUCUGUGCUGCAUUUGUACAAACACGAGAUGCCAACUCAAAAAGAAUGCCAUAUCUGUGGGGAAAGAAUUGGGGUUGCAAGCAAAACUUGUCAAUAUUGUCAUGCCAAGCAGCCGUACAAACAGAAGCUGGAAACAAGAAAAAAACAACUUUCACACGAAUGGAAAUCCAGACAGAAGAAAAACAGCAGCGUCAACAAAGUUUAUGAUGCUUCAAAUCUAUUGCUCCACAAAUGGGAAGUUUUGGAGAGAUAUCCAGCCCUGCUCCUAGCCAGAAGAACAUCAAAUGGGUUUACAGCUGAGUGUCUCUGUCCGUGGCAGAUGGAUACAGAAGAAGCUAAAGAUGCCUUUGACACCAUAAAGAGCAUUUAUGAAAAUCUUCUUAACGGUGAUGACAAAAAAUCAGUGAGUAUGGGAGUUGAUCCAGAGACUUCAACAUCAAACAGUGAAGAGACUUCAGACACACAGACUUCAUCAUUAGAUCAUCAGGAUCUCCUCUCAUCUAACAUCAAACCUGAUCCAACAUCAGACUCUGUGUCCUCCUCAUCUCUGAUCACUGAAUGUCCCGUUCAUCAUGAAGCAUCGAGUUUCCCCUACAAAAAAAUACUGAGGGAAAGGAUCAGAGAGGGUCAUGAAGAGGUGUUGGUGCAAUGGCAUCCUUGCUCUGGAUGUGGGGCGGAGUGGAAAAACACCUGGGAGCCUAAAGAAAAUAUACUAUAACUAAAUGUGUGUGUUUUAUUGUAUUGUUUAUUACUGUGUUGUCAUUGUUGUUGAUAAAGAUGUCAUUCUAGCAAACAGAGUUAUUCUUGUGUGAAGUGUUACUUUAUUUUAGUUGCUUAUGUUCCCUUUAACAUUAUGCAAACAUUUAAAAUGUCCAGUUUUUAUCUUUUAAUCAAGUUUAUGAGGAAUGUUACAUUCUAUCAUUUGACAAUGUUGUGUUUUAAAGGAUAGUGUUACCAAAAAAUUUAAAUUCUGUCCUGAUUUCAUCAUCAUCUUCUAAACCCUUUCUCAGUUAAACUAAACUAAAGUUUAGAAUUUUUAUGAAUGAAGGUAACCAGAAAGUUAAGUUGUUUAUUUUUAUAGCUGGAAAUACAAAUACAUGCAAAUCAAUGGGUACCAUCAACUGUGUGUUUACCAUCAUUUAUCAAAACACCUUUUGUGUUCAA
Messenger RNA from Paramisgurnus dabryanus, 1210 nucleotides. The record is from RefSeq and is a predicted model, not a curated record. NCBI's taxonomy places the organism in Eukaryota, Metazoa, Chordata, Actinopteri, Cypriniformes, Cobitidae.